Caenorhabditis angaria is the source of this 3021-nucleotide messenger RNA. The record is from the annotation of a GenBank genome assembly. Lineage: Eukaryota; Metazoa; Nematoda; Chromadorea; Rhabditida; Rhabditidae.
AUGGAUGAAAAAUUACCGGAACAUGUUGAUGUGAUUGUUUUGGGAACCGGUUUACCGGAAGCGAUUUUGGCAUCAGCUUGCUCGAGAAGUGGACUUAGUGUACUUCAUUUGGACAGGUAUUUUUGUCUUGAGAAAAUCAUUGCUCAAGUUGGUUUUUCAUUUUCAGAAACGAAUAUUAUGGCGCUGAAUGGUCUUCUUUCAAUUUGACGAGUAUUAAAGAGUUUCUGCAGGAAGAUCAGAAUCUACCAACAACUUCUCAAGAUUUGCUCGAAAAAUUGAAAACUUCUCCUGAAGAAAAUAUUGUGCUAUUGGGAAAUCGUGAAAUAAUUGGAGAGAAAAAAGCGGAAUGGAUUCGGGAAGAAUUCGAGGAACAACUCAAAGAUCGAUAUCGACGAUUUUCGAUUGAUGUUUUGCCCAAAGUUUUGUUGUCUAGGGGAGCUAUGGUGAGUACAGAUCAAAUCGAAAAAAUAGAUCAAAUUUUUGAAACGUAUUUUUUUGUUGAUUUUUUUCUCAGCAGUGAUAUUGAUAUUGAACGAAUGAACAUAAAUUAAAAAAUGUUGGAAAUUUCAUAAAUUUUUGAAACAGUGAAUUUUUUUCUCAAAAUUUUUCACUGUUUCAAAAUUGGAAGAAAUUCUCAAAGUUUUUGAAUUUCUCUAAUUUGCUUUACAAAUUUUUUGAAACAGUGAACAAUUUCUUUAUUAGAAAAAUGUUUUUUGCUCAAAAAUUAUUCACUGUUUUAAUAUUUCAAACAAUUCUCAACAUUUUUGAAUUUCUCUAGUUUGAUUCAAAAAAUUUUUGAAACAUGGAAAAAUUUUUUAUACAAAAAUAAGUUUUUUUGCUCAAAAAUUUUCCACUGUUUCAAAAUUUCAAGAAAUUCUCGAUUCUGAAUUUCUUCAAUUCAUCAACUGAUAAUAUUAGGAACUCCCAAUUCGAGGAUUCAUCAAAGUAAUUCAAAAGUGUGGAAAAUUUCAUAAAUUUUUGAAACAGUGAACAAUUUUUUUGCUCAAAAAUUUUCCACUGUUUCAAAAUUUCAAGAAAUUCUCAAUAUUUUUGAAUUUCUUCAAUUCGCAAAGAAUGUUCGUGACAAAGUUCGUGAAAUUCAUAGCUCAGUUUUUUUUAACUUAUAUUAUUAGUGCUUUUAUGAAAUUUCCAACAUUUUUGAAUUUAUGUUCAUUCGUUCAAUAUCAAUAUCACCGCUGAGAAAAAAAUCAACAAAACAAUUCUAUUUUGUUCCAGGUUCAAACCCUUUGCGAUUCCCAAGUCUCCCAAUACGCCGAAUUCAAACUCGUCGAUCGACAAUUGUGUCCGGUUCUCAAUGAGGGAAAAAUUGAGUUGAAUCAAGUGCCUUGUAGUAAAGGGGAGAUUUUCACAAGCCCGGUUUUAACGUAAGUUUUUUUUUACUUAUGAAUUUUUAUUAUCAUUAAAAAUAUUUGUUCAGAAUGAUGGAGAAACGUGGAUUGAUGAAAUUCAUCACGUUUUGCACACAAUGGAAAUUGAAGCAAGGAGAGGAAACGAAAAAUGAACAAGGAAAAGAGAUUCUUGGAGAAUAUGCUGAAAAAUCUUUCGAUGAAUUUUUGAAAUCAAUGGGAAUUGAUGAGACUCUGAGGAAUUUUAUAAUUAAUACGAUUGGAAUUCUGGAGACCAAUCCGAAUACUUUCGAGGUGAGGUUUUCCAGUGAAAAUUUGAUAUGAAAUUUACUUUUAAAAAAUACCGGAAUCCUAUUUUUGACAAUUUCAAAACAAAGUUUUCUGUGAAAAAUUCACUCUAAAAUUUUUAUCCGAAUAAAGUUAAUGACCCCAAAAAUUAGGGUUUUUAAUUGAACGGAAAGAUUUGAAUUAAGAUAAAUUAGUUUUAGUUUUUAAAAACUAUAGUUUAAAAGUCACGUAGAAAAUUCAAUUAAAAAUGAAAAACCUUGUGAAUAAAUCAUUUUUGAACUCACAGAAAAUGCUCCUUGAGCCCCCCAAAAAGCCCAGAUUUUGUUGCAGGGUAUGAAAGCCUGCUGUGAUUUCAUGGAUUCGGUCGGACACUUCGGACCAUCACCAUUCCUCUUCCCGCUUUAUGGUUGCGGUGAAUUGUCGCAAUGUUUUUGUCGACUUGCGGCGGUUUUUGGAAGCUUGUAUUGUCUUGGUAGACCUGUUCAAGCAUUGGUUUAUGAUAAACAAAAUAGGUUGGUUUUAGCUCCCUUACAUCUGGAUUAUUGCUCUAAAAAUAAUUUAUGAAUGUACUUUUAAUUCUAAAAAUUCCCACGAUUUUAUUUUCACCUGCAAUCCUGCUUUACAAUUUAUGUAUAAAGCGUGGGAAAUUUCCCACUAAUUGCACUUUUUCCAGAGUUUGCGCUGUAAUUGCUGAUAAUCAACGAAUUAAUUGUGAUCGCAUAAUUAUGUCAGCAAAAUAUGUUCCGGAAAUCUAUAAACCCGGAAAAUCUGAAAAUAUUGAAAGAAUUUGUUAUAUUACCGAUAAAAGUAUAUUGAAAGGAGAGAAAGAACAUGUAGGUUUUUUGAAUUUUUGAUUUCCCCCGAAAAAUUUUUUGUUUUUUUUUGUAGAUCUCACUUAUAAAUAUUGCAUCACUUCGAGCGAAUUCGCAAAUUUCGCGAAUUAUUGAGGCGGGUUUUGAAGUUUUUACUGCGCCUAAAGGAUUUUGUGAGUUUUUUUUUGAAUAUGGAAAUUUGAAUUUGAAAAAUUUCAGAUCUUGUGCAUGCCACUGGAAGUUCAGAAGAUUCAACUUCGAAUUUGGAAGAUUUGCUCCUGAAAAUUUUCGAGCAAAAUGAAAUUGAACCCAUUUGGCGGCUGAAAUUCGAUAUAAAAUCGUUGAGUUUUGACGAAAAGAAUAUUGAGUUUCCCGAAAAUUUGACGAUUUCUCCGAAUUGCGAUGCUUUUAUACAUUAUUCGAAGGUUAUUGAUCAGUGUCGAGAGAUAUUUUGCGGAAUUUGGCCGGAUCGAGAUUUUCUACCAAGAAGUAUUAAGAAAGAAGAGGAAGAAGCUGAAGAAGAAGCUGAAGAUGAAACUGAAAAUAUUGAAUAA